CGAAUUUCGGUAAAUUAAUUUGGGGGAGAUUAGUAGUAAUUAAUUACUUGAAAAAGAAUAAAAAGAAGAAAACACCGACUGAUCCUGUUGGGAGAAACCGACGAAAAAUCUAGGUGCUGGCAAAGAUUCCUUCACAGUCCUUUGCUGUGUUUCAUUUUUAUGUUUCUUUCAUUCCCUCUUCUUCUACAUUCUUGAACUAAAAUCAUUGAUUUUAAUCUCUCUUUUCUUUUCUAAAGUUUUGAUAUAAUACUUACUCGAGAAAACAACCAGUUCACUCUUUCUUUCUAUCACUAUCAACACACACCACACACACCUUCUCCUCUUCCUCUUUUUUCCUUCAAUUUUUUUUUAAAAGAAUUAGUGAUGGGUUGUGCAAGUUCCAAGCUGGACGAUCUCCCAGCCGUUGCUCUUUGCCGUGAACGCUGCGGUUUCCUAGAAGCGGCGAUUCAGCAGCGUUACCUGUUAGCGGAAUCACACGUGGCGUACACUCACUCGCUUAAAGGAAUAGGACACUCACUCCAUCUCUUCAUUAACCACCACCACAGUCACGUCGAUUCUCCAACACUCAACCUCCCUCCUCAACGAAAAGGCGACCCUCAAGAAGAAAACAAAGAAGUAGAAAACAACUCCCCUAAUAAGAAAGCAGAGCUACCUUCUUCUCACCAUCCGGGUUCGGGUACUGAUUCGGGUCAUCUCGAGUCCGACUCGGACUCUGACUCCCAUUUGGAUUCGGACCACUCUCCUCACCAUCUCGGCAAUUUUGAGACCGGGCCUUCUUACACGGAAGUACAACAACCGGGUUAUACCCGGUACCCGAACCCGGAAACGAUGGGUCACCAUCUUCCUCCUCCUCCUUAUACGCACAUGAACUACAUGAAGAACAGUUCGAUGCCUCCUUCAAUCAUCUACGAGCAAAGACCAAGUAGUCCUCAAAGAGUCUUCAUAGGCGAAUCAUAUUACGGAUACUCAAGUUCCGGAUCCGGACCCGGAUACUACUACGGUUCAUCAACUGAUGCUCCAGCUUCGAAACCGCCUCCACCUCCUCCGUCGCCGCCUAGGUCCAACGGGUGGGAUUUUCUGAACCCGUUUGAUACUUACUAUCCUCGGUACACUCCGAGUCGAGACUCUAAUGAGCUUAGAGAGGAAGAAGGUAUACCGGAGCUGGAGGACGACGAUUCACAUCACGAGGUUGUUGUUAAGGAAGUUCACGGUCGUGGUGAUAAUAAUCAGCCCACUCCUUCUGUUGUUUACAGUGAAGAGUCUUCCGAGUCUCCGUCUCUGUCUCCGCGUCUGUCUGUUGAUAAAUCAGGCGCUAGCACUAGUGGUGGAGAUGCGGCUAUGUAUCAGACUAGACCGAGCGUGUCGAUGGAGGAGAAGAAAGGGGUUGAGUACGAAGUGCACGUUGUCGAGAAGACGGUUGUUGAAGAGGGUGGAAACGAGAGCAAUGCCACGGCGGCACGUGGCUGUGGUGGAGGGCCACGUGCGGUGCCUGAGGUUGCGAAAGAGAUUGAGAGUCAGUUCGUGAGAGCCGCGGAGUCGGGAAGUGAGAUCGCUAAGUUGCUUGAAGUCGGGAAGCAUCUUUACGGUCGGAAACAUGCUUCUUCGAAGUUGUUGCACGUGUCUACUGAUGUUGCCGAGCCGCCGCAAACGUAUGAAGACAUCGAAGAGGAGCUUGCUUCAAGGUCAAGGAACCUUUCUUCGACCUUGCACGAACUCCAUCUCUGGGAGAAGAAGCUUUACCAAGAAGUGAAGGCUGAGGAAAAAUUGCGUGUAGCUCACGAGAAGAAGGUGAGGAAGCUAAAACGUUUGGACGAAAGAGGUGCUGAAGCUAGCAAAGUGGAUACAACAAGGAAACUAGUAAGAGACAUGAACACAAAGAUACGGAUUGCGAUUCAGGUUGUGGAUAAAAUAUCCGUGACGAUUAAUAAGAUUAGAGAUGACGACCUAUGGCCGCAACUCAACGCAUUGAUCCAAGGGCUUACAAGAAUGUGGAAAGAGAUGCUUGAGUGUCAUCGAAGUCAGUGUCAGGCUAUAAAGGAAGCUAGAGGGUUAGGGUCUAUUAGAGCUAGCAAGAAGCUAGGUGAUGAACAUCUUGAAGCAACUAGUUUGCUUGGUCAUGAGCUUAUAAACUGGGUAUUAGGAUUCUCUAGCUGGGUUAGUGCGCAGAAAGGUUAUGUAACAGAGCUGAAUAAAUGGCUUACGAAGUGUCUUCUCUAUGAACCUGAGGAAGCAGCCGAUGGUAUCGCUCCUUUUUCGCCUGGUAGGCUUGGAGCUCCACCGAUCUUUGUGAUAUGUAACCAGUGGUCUCAAGCUCUGGACAUGAUCUCUGAGAAGGAAGUGAUUGAGGCAAUGCGUGGUUUCACCACGAGCGUGCUUCAGAUUUGGGAGCAAGAUCGGUUAGAGACUACGUUGAUGGGGCGGGAGAAGGUUAGGGACAUGGACCGGGAAGAGCAGAGGAUACACAGGGAGAUUCAAGCACUGGAGAAGAAAAUGGUUCUGGUUGCACCUGGUGGUGAUAGCCUUUUGGUGUCUGGUAACGUUGUAUACCAGAGUGAUACUAGUAACGAUAGUUUACAAGGUAGUUUGCAGAGGAUUUUCGAAGCUAUGGAGAGGUUCACUGAUGAGUGUAUGAGAGCUUAUGAUGAUCUCUUGGUGCGUGCUGAAGAAGAAACUGCUCCGAGAGAAGUUGAGGAAAGUGAAGAGGGAUGAUAAGCAACACUGGAGGAUUAUAUUUGAUGAGUAUUGACAUGAUCUAUGUGUUUCCUGAUCUUGCAAUGGUGGAACCAACCAGAAUCAUCUGCGUCUUCAUUCUGAGCCUCAUGCAAGAAGAGGUUCCCCAUCAGGAUGAUGAUGAUCUAAGAGAAGGCAGAAUUGUAAAGAGAUGGCCAGUUCUUCGGUUAAGAGAGUGCAAAUUGGCUUUGAACCGGAUGGUUAACGUAAACCACAUAUGACGCAUGUUGCAUAUAUUAGUUGAGUUCUGAUAAUUUUUAUAUUCAGGCAAUGUACAUUAGACGGACGUUUAGGACUGAACUUUUGAUGAUUCUCAGCAAUUAUUUUUGUAGAAUCCGAAUGUAACUCAGGAACGUCUCUCUUUCUUUUGAUCUC
Messenger RNA from Raphanus sativus (radish), 3105 nucleotides. Its product is annotated as protein ALTERED PHOSPHATE STARVATION RESPONSE 1. The transcript has 4 exons. The coding region runs from base 364 to 2709 and encodes 781 amino acids. The record is from RefSeq and is a predicted model, not a curated record. Lineage: Eukaryota; Viridiplantae; Streptophyta; Magnoliopsida; Brassicales; Brassicaceae.